AUGUUCGAUUCGAUAGAAGAUGCGGUGGCGGACAUCCGCGCUGGGAAAUUCGUAGUUGUGCUCGAUGACGAAGACAGGGAAAACGAGGGCGAUCUGAUCAUUUCUGCCUCGCUCUGUACGACGAAACAGAUGGCGUGGUUCAUCCAACACACGUCUGGAUUCAUCUGCAUCUCCCUCACUCCCUCCCGGAUCUCCUCCCUGGAAAUCCCGAUGAUGGUUCCGAACAACACGGAGAAGAACAAGACCGCCUACACCGUCACCGUCGACUACAAACACGGUACUACCACCGGAAUCUCGGCGCAUGAUCGUGCACUUACCUCCCGACAACUUGCAGACGAAUCUCUGUCCGCUUCACCCGCGGAUUUCACGCGCCCGGGUCACAUGAACCCCCUACGAUACACGGAAGGCGGCGUAAGAGUCAGAAUGGGUCAUACAGAAGCGAGCGUAGAUCUUUGCAAGUUGGCAGGGCUGCCACCAGCGGGACUGCUGUGCGAGUUGGUGGAUCCGGACGAUGAGGAGGGUGGGAUUGCGAGUAGAGAUGCGUGCUUGAAGUUUGCGAAAAAGUGGGGGUUGAAAGUCACGACGAUCGAAAUGCUCAAGAGGUACAGGGAGGAGAAGGAGGUGCAGCGCUGCAGACGCGUGAUUUGGAAGGGCAAAAGACACCGUUUCGCCCUGUGCUGCUUGCUGCUGGUCCGGAGCGCGCAGUCAGAGUGUGGCUCUGAGCAACACUGUGAGCAGCAGCCAAUUCUUCUCGAGUGCAACACUUUUUUCCUCCCCUCUGCGCGCACGCACGCACCAAUCCUUCUCGUGUCCAACAACAUUGGCUCUGCACCACCACCGACCGCCGUACCAACACGCUUCUGUCGCCAAACAGCACACCUUUCGCAGCGAGAGCUUUGUGGCGCAGUCGAAUCUACCUCAGCUCGAUCCGGAAUCGGUGCGAAUCUGCAGCUGCGACCCACCCUCGCGCAGUCCAGAUAA
Messenger RNA from Pseudozyma hubeiensis SY62, 981 nucleotides. RefSeq lists its product as hypothetical. Bases 1 to 981 code for a protein of 326 amino acids. Lineage: Eukaryota; Fungi; Basidiomycota; Ustilaginomycetes; Ustilaginales; Ustilaginaceae. Gene Ontology annotation, biological process: aerobic respiration; riboflavin biosynthetic process. Gene Ontology annotation, cellular component: mitochondrial intermembrane space; cytosol. Gene Ontology annotation, molecular function: 3,4-dihydroxy-2-butanone-4-phosphate synthase activity. The record is from RefSeq and is a predicted model, not a curated record. The transcript has 2 exons.